Messenger RNA from Anastrepha obliqua, 930 nucleotides. Its product is annotated as probable RNA-binding protein 18. The record is from RefSeq and is a predicted model, not a curated record. Gene Ontology annotation, molecular function: RNA binding. Bases 105 to 728 code for a protein of 207 amino acids. Lineage: Eukaryota; Metazoa; Arthropoda; Insecta; Diptera; Tephritidae. The transcript has 5 exons.
UAGAAAAUAUAUUUGACAUUUGCUAUCGAUCGAUUUUAUUUAAUCCUUUUUCGUUUAUUACUGAAAUUAGUCUUGUUUACAAACUACCAAAAAAUACAUACAUAAUGGCAACAACGAGCAGUGGGCAAAGUAGUAACAGUGGCAGUGUUGGUGUGCUGGAGGAGCGUCGCAUAUGGGUUGGCAAUUUAGAUCCACGACUAACCGAGUAUCAACUCUUGAAAAUUUUGCAAAAAUGCGGUCCUGUCGAAAAGUUUGAUAUGCUGUUUCACAAGAGCGGCCCAUUGGUUGGGCAAUCACGCGGCUAUGCGUUUGUGACAUUCGGAACAGCUGACGCGGCGCUAACAGCUUUGGACAAAUUAAAUGGCACACCUGUAGCUAAUCGCCCGAUUGUGAUACGACUGGCGAAAAAUGUUAAUUACGAUGAACUCAACAAACAAAAACCUCGCAUUGAAAUACCUGCACUGGGCGCUAGUUCACGCGACGAUAAAAUGAGCAAAGAAGAAGCGAUACGCGCAAUAGAGGCCAAAUUACGUGCACUUGAGCGUAACGGCGAGGAAGAGUUGGAGUUGAAUUUGUUAAAUUCGGCUAGCUCACAAGUGCCAUUUAUACAACGCUAUCAAUUUAACAAAGACCGUGAUGCAAGCAGCAGUACCUCAGGCGGGCGCACAUAUACGAAAUCAUAUACCUCCGCGCCAUACAACCGACACCAACGACCGAAGCGCAGAUAAAAAAGGGAGUGCUAAGUUAUAAGUUGUAUUUAGAGUUUUUGUAUGUAUGUUUAAUGUUUAAUGAAUCUGGAUUACCAUCAAUUUCAUCAACUAUUUAUAAUUUUGCUCAUAUGCGCGUUAUGUAUACGUAUACUUAUCAAAUAUUGUGUUCAGAGAUUUAAGCCAAAUAAAGUAAUUUAUUUGUAAACAUGUAACACCGUAA